UGGUACGCAUUGCACCUCCAAGACCUCAUCAGAUCACAACCCCCUCUUACUAUUUAUAUUGUGUGUGUGUUUGUGUGUGUGUGUGUGUGUGUUUGGUUAACUCAGCUUUAAAGACAGCAGCAGGUUGGAGGAACACACUGAAGGAGGGAGAAAGAGGCAGAUGGAGAAAAAACAGCGAGUGACGGGAAAAAAGAGCAAGGAGGGUGAGUGAGGAGGGUGGGAGUAGAGAGGGAGGAGAAAGGAAGAGUAGGGGAGGGUUUUUUCUACAGCGGUGGUGAGACAGAAGUUUCAUCUCUGCGCUUCACACACAUCCAGGACAGAAGACUGCACACAUACAUACAGAGACAAUGCUGCUCCCAGUGAGCGUUCUGAUUGGCCUGCUGUGCCUGAGCAAUGUGGGCGGUGCGUGGGGUUUCGCCCGUCUUCAGGACGAUGUCGAGCAGCGCUCGGCUUUCUCGGUUGCACGCACCAACAGCAUGGAGGGCGGGCCCAAGAUGACCGUGACCUUUGAUGCUGUUUAUGUCAACAUUGGUGGGGAUUUUGACGCCAAGACUGGCUUGUUCCGCUGUCGCAUCACCGGGGCCUACUUCUUCUCCUUCACAGUGGGGAAGUUCCCCCACAAAGACCUUUCAGUGAUGCUGAUGAAGAACAGGAAUGAGGUGCAGGCCAUCGUAUAUGAGGAGAACGCCGGAGAGGAAAGGAAGGUACAGAGCCAGAGCGUCAUGCUGCAGCUGGAGUUUGGUGACACCGUAUGGCUCCGUCUCCAUGGUGACCCUCGCUAUGCGCUCUACAGCAACACAGGACACUACACCACCUUCAACGGUUACCUCAUCUACCCCGACACCUAUGACUUCCAGACACACCACCACCAACACCGUUCUGACUUCAACUCCCAGCAGACCCAGGAGGAAAACAAGCCCCUGUUGAUCAGCAACCAGGCCACAGAGAGCAUCAGGUCUGAAACAACAGAAGCAGCGGUGGUGUUAGAGCAAAAGGAGCAGCAACAUCAGGAGGUAGAAGAGGAAGAGUAUGACGACGAAGAGGACGACCAAAGAUCGGCCUUCUCGGUGGGGCGCACCCAAAGCAUCGUGGGAGUCAAUCAAGUAGGCCUGCCGCAGCACCAGCCGGUGAGCUUCGACACGGCGUUCGUCAACAUCGGGGAAGACUUUAACGUGACGGAGGGGGUGUUCACUUGCCGUGUUCCUGGAGCCUACUACUUCUCCUUCAACGUGGGAAAGAUGCCACAGAAGACGCUGUCCGUCAAGCUGAUGAAGAACCACCUGGAGGUGCAGGCAAUGAUCUAUGACGACAGCCAGGGUGAGAAGGCUCUGCAGAGUCAGAGCUUGAUGUUGUCGCUGAAACCAGGAGACACUGUCUGGCUCUACUCCCACCAGAAAGAUGGCUUUGGAGCCUACAGCAACCACGCCAAGUACAUCACCUUUACUGGCUUCCUGGUAUAUCCAGACUUACCCAACACUACAACCACCACCGGAACCAGCCAAUCAUAUGCAGACAAGAAGCCCUAACCACAACAUACAGGCUUGGGACUGAACAUUGUGGGGGGAAUUCAGUAAGUGGAGAAGUCUGAGUCCAUAAAAGGCGUUGAGCAGUUUGUGGGUAUUGUGCCAUGGGGAGAAAACUCACCAGUGUCUUUGACGCUUACUCUUACUAUGAAUUUCUUCACAAAAUCGAGGGGAACUUUGACUCAAAAUUCCAGCUGUCAGCUUCCCAGGAUAAGACUUUGAAUGACAGUAAUGUGAACUCAAUUUAAUAUUUCACUCUAUAAUGAAAACUGCGGUAUUACCUGCUCCCCUCUAUCAGUCAAACCACCUCAAGGAGGUAGAUGUCAUACCUCCAUGACAUUAAAUUCAACAAAGCUAAACCUACCUACUCAUUCCUUGUCCAAUGCUACACCCCUUCCACCAACUUUCAUGAAAAUUGGGCAAGUAAAUUUUCUGGACAAAGGUAAUGAUUAUUGGUUGUUGAUAUUUCAUGGGGUUGGAGUAAGCAUCUCCCUUUUAAGCGAAAACAAAAUGAAAAGUUGUUGUCUUAUUUAAACUAGAGUCCAGGCUCAAAACCUGUUAAGGAGUUAAGGUGAAUCACCCUACCUACUGUACAUGAAGGUGAGGAGGUAAUUCCAUAGUCAUUUUGAUUAUAAAGUGAAAUCACUUCCUGUAAGUGCAUUUGUUAUUCUUGUCAAAGACUUGUUGUUGCUGUUUCUGCUUGUAUGUAAAAUGUCACAUAUUUAUUAUUUAUGUCUUUAGAGGCAUGUGAAACGGAUACAAACAGUGUGUUUCACGUCAAGUAGAGUCUUUAUUUUCUUUAUCUCAGAGUGUUUCUCACUCCGGUGCUCAGACACAGCGGGAGCAAAGGACAACGGGACGAAACCAACCAUUCUGAUAUAGCGCAGACAGCAUAUCCAUCCCAACUGUUGACCACAUGCCACCUCUGGGCCUGCGGGGAUGCGGACCAUAAUUUGAUUUCUAAUUCUAGCAGCAGUUUAAUUCAUUUCUUCAGAUGGCGUCCACUGUGGGGAAAAUUGAACAGCUUCUCCGAGGCCACUGUAAUAUGCAUGUCUGUUUAAUUUCACACCGCCGGGAGAAAGAUGAUGCUGUUCAAGUUGUGAUGAACCUUGACUUUAUGAAAUCACCUACUCUGUUGGAGAGGCACCGUGUGAAGUGAUACUUUGCUGUAAUUGAACAUUUACAUUUUUUUUUUACCUGAGGUAGUUUUCUGUGAAGUGAAGUAAUGCUAUAAAUGAUGGUCUUACGGACUAGGGUACUGCUGGCAGGCUUAUUUAAUUUAAGAGAACAUACAAUUUAGACUCAAACAAGUAAGGAUUUAACACAGCAAGAGUGGGCACAGGUCAGUUUACAGAAUUAUAACACUUGGUUCACUUAAUUUCUGCUGUCACUAAAGAGAUGAAAAUAGUUUUGUGUGCUGCUCAAAGCAUUGACAAAUGACAAUUAAUGUCAUACUAACCAAAAGUUUUUGCCAAAAAUUCGGCUAUCAUUUUAUAGCUUUGGUUUACUUUUACUACCAUUAUUAACUUUCCAGCCAAAAAAGAACCCACACCCACAAAACCCUCAAAUGACAGACACAUUUUCAGAAUAGCUGGAGCACAUGGAUUUAGCAGCUUAUGAGCCAGGUGUUUUUCUCAGGAGAUGAUGGAGACCAAACUAAGAGCUAAAAGCAGAGUAAAAUAAUUUCAUUCAUCACUUCAAUGAAAGCAUGACUCAAAAAUAAUGAUAAUGUUGCUUCGUGUCUGCUGAUUGUGAAAAUAAAAAAAUGCUUGCUACAUAACAAAAUGUUAUGGCAACAAAUACAUUAAUAAUACAAAGGUCAUUGUGUGUUUACAGCAAGUGACCAAAAACAUCUUACUGCAGCUCUAACAAAAUCUCAAAGCUACUUGCCAGACCAGAAACGAUGUUCCCAAAGAGGUCGGAAAAUAAAUACAAGGGGUCAGAAGAACAAAUGAGCGUAGGAAGAAGACUUUUUUAUUUUGGUUAUUUUUCUUUUCUCACAGAAGAAAUACUGAAGAUUUUGACCUUUUUAGAUAUUUAGGAGCUAUGUAAGUCAAAAUGAAAUCAUGAGAAGGGAACCUCACUUGAGUUACACUAUUCCCUAGACAUACAGCUUGGGCACUGGUUCUCCACCUAGGGGUCAGAAUAACUAUGAAUAAAUCUGAGGGGGUCACUCGACAAUUGAUCAUAUAAAAAAAAGAAAAGUAAGAAAAUCAAUGUCCACACUGAGGGGAUUACCUUUAAAAAAAGGUCCUAUGUAGACAUUUUAGGGGUCACAAGCCAACCCACAUGAGUCCAUUAAUGCAAAAAACUGUCCAUUGAAACUAAAUACAAGUUGAGAUCUAUCCCCAGGUGUGAAAUGUGGUUGUUGCAGCAGCCUAUAGUCAUAAAAAAAAGGGAUGGAUAAAGUAAAAAAAUAAGUAUACUUAAUGCAUUCAGGUACAUUUUAGGACAGUAUCACAAGAUAAACUGACAGUGGUGUGAUGAAUAUUUUCACAAUACCACUAAAAGCUAGUGAAAAUCCAUAAAUCCUCUGACAAGUAGUGCCAGCAAAUCACAAAAGUAAAAUGAAAGGUUCUCUUGAUUUCACUGAAAUAUUUUAAAUUAAACACUAUCAGAUAAACCUAAAAAUGUGACAAGUAGUGCAGAAUUUUCUGAAAUUAGCUGAGAGUCACAAGCGUAUUCACCUCACAGCGCUCUCUUUAGCACCAGGGGAAAUUGCCUCACACCUCCUCAGAAAACUAAUAAGAGACAGCGAGUCUCCGGCGACUUCACACUCUCACCAGGCCUCUCUGUAACAGUGCUACUAAUCGACAAUUUCCUGUCCUCUACAGCUGCAGAUGUCAGAAAAUGAAACAGUUUUGGACUAGAGAGUUGAUAUUUUUUUCACAGUAUGAAAUGACUGUGGGUUUGCCUCAUUUCAGAAAAUAAUGCACUCUGUAACAAUCAUACCCUUUAUAUAAAAUAAGCCUUAGAUAGAGUCCAGUGCUCGAGGGUGGAACCGUGUAUGCUUCAGCUUUACUUUGAGACAAACCUGACCCAGUUCAGUAAGUCAUGAUCAGAACUCGUGGUGUGUGAAGUGACUUGAGCAUUACUCAUCUGAAGCACUUGUGUGAUGCAUGCAUGUAACUACAAAUACAAUUUUUUAAAAAAGAGAAAAGUUCUCAUGACUUGCUGAGCGGCUUCACAGGCCCAGGUGAUGCCUGUUAACUGUGUAUUUUUAUUAAAGUGAAUAUUCUGUGCAGUAACUGACAAUAUGUUGGAUGUUCCUGGUCUGUGCUUCUUUCUUUUUGAUAAUCCUGAUGAAAGAUGGAUCAUCCUGUAUUAGAAACUACUGUUUGUCCAGCACACACGAGUCAACAUGUGGUUGAAAAUGACCCGAAAUAAGAAAUGGUGUGUCCGAACAGCACAAAUCCAUCCACAACGGGGAAAAAACCAGAAUAAAUAAAAACAUUUUGACCAAUGUCUACAGUAGUCUGGUCCAUGUUAACUCUUGUUUUGAGUAUUUCUUACAUGUAAAAUGAAUGCUUCAUUGCAAAUAUGUGCCAAAAUAAAAACUGGAAAUGUA
Messenger RNA from Eleginops maclovinus (Patagonian blennie), 5091 nucleotides. RefSeq names its product C1q and TNF related 4 (gene c1qtnf4). Gene Ontology annotation, molecular function: protein binding. The transcript is spliced from 3 exons. NCBI's taxonomy places the organism in Eukaryota, Metazoa, Chordata, Actinopteri, Perciformes, Eleginopidae. The coding region runs from base 348 to 1526 and encodes 392 amino acids. The record is from RefSeq and is a predicted model, not a curated record.